Molecule: messenger RNA, 528 nt
Organism: Thalassophryne amazonica
Lineage: Eukaryota; Metazoa; Chordata; Actinopteri; Batrachoidiformes; Batrachoididae
Product: ladderlectin-like
Exons: 6
Coding region: 1-453 (150 amino acids)
Source: RefSeq, a predicted model, not a curated record
AUGACCAUAUGUGCAGACCCAAAACCUGCAGCUGUAAAGCAAGUGCCUUCAUGUAAAGCGCUAUCUCCACGUUGUCGACAAGGAUGGCACUCAUAUGAGGACAACUGCUUUCACUUGGUCAACUUAAGUUACGCCUGGAAUAACGCAGCGUUCUACUGUGAGAAUUUGAGUUCCACUCUGGCUUCAGUCCACAGUCAAAAGGAAUACAGCUUCCUGCAGCAGUUAACCUGGAAGGCUGGUUUUCUAACCGCCUGGAUCGCAGGAUACAGAUUCCAGAGCCACUGGAGGUGGGCCGACGGGACGGUAUUCGACUACAACAACUGGGACGGCAGCAACAGUUACUACUACGAGUGCCUGUACCUGAACAGUGACGGUAACAAGGGCUGGAGCAGUCAACAGCAGUGCGAGUUACUUCGCCCCUUCAUCUGUUCGUAUAAACCCAUCUGCUGCUAGUCGCUGAAGCCAAGAUCAGAUUUGACUGUUGCCACGGUGACAGUUGGACAAAUCAGUUUUAAAGGUGCCGACGUG